This is a messenger RNA of Hippocampus comes (tiger tail seahorse), 2109 nucleotides long. RefSeq names its product echinoderm microtubule-associated protein-like 1. The transcript is spliced from 7 exons. The coding region runs from base 667 to 1626 and encodes 319 amino acids. NCBI's taxonomy places the organism in Eukaryota, Metazoa, Chordata, Actinopteri, Syngnathiformes, Syngnathidae. The record is from RefSeq and is a predicted model, not a curated record.
GCACUGCCUUUUUUUGAAAAUAUUUGUGUGUUGCGGAUGUGAGCCUUUAUUGGGCGUGGCCGAGUUGAGUGACAUUCUUGUGCUGGAUUCAGGUUAAACUGCGCGCGAGAGAAACACGAUUCAUUCAUUGCUGCUCGCUCUCCUCUGCGUGAUUUGGCCACCAGGUAGCAAUAUAAUCCAGUCACGCAAAGAUAUGAAUUAGAGUUUCAGUCAACUAUUGGAAGUGACAUCGACAUCUGUAGUAAUAUUCGACAUUUUUUGCGGCGGAUAAAGAAUGCAUUCCUGAGUACAGGUAUUGUUAUAUCGCCUGUCUACGUGUGGACUAUUAAUUAAACCGUGCCCAUAAGAAGAAGAAAAUAAAAACGAGGCCAGAUUUUCCCCAUUGUGUCUCCUUUUCUCUCAGUGACAUGAGUCUUAUGUGUGAGGCCAGUAGGGCGGGGUCAGAGGGGCUCAAUCUGGGGGAUUAUCAUUGUACCCCUCUCGCACUCACACACACACCAAUUUAGGCUGAUUUGGACCAUAGCUGAGGGUUUAAGCCCAGAGCGGAGGGCUUUAAGCAUUCAGAGCAUCCUAGUCGUGUUGCCAGUCGCCGUGGAAACCAGAGCAAGCACAGCAUCAGGAGGCCCGGAUGCCGCAAGGUGGGUCCUGGAAUUGCGUCUGCAGAGGAUGGACCGAACGUCACCCCGUGUGAGUGGCCCCAAAGGAGGGGUGAGGAGGACAGAGAGAGUGUGCUCUCGCGAAGAGAAGAAAAGGAGGAAGACCGCCAAGGUGGCGGAGGAAGGCCCGGUGGCCCCGCAGAGGUUUCACCGCGAUUAUUCGUCAUCAGCAUCCAGCGGCUCACAUGAUGGUCGCAGCUCAGCGGCCAGCAACUUGGAUGUGGUCGACCGGGUCACCUACCUGGAGCAGAGGAUGCAGGUGCAGGAGGAUGAGAUUCAGCUGCUGAAAAUGACCCUGGCCGACGUCCUCAAGAGGCUCAACAUCUCCGAGGAGCACCGGUCCGCCAAUGCCGCCGCAUCGGGAAAGAGGACGUCGGGAAGUAAAGGGAGGCCUGUCUCAUUGGGUCUACCCCCAAGAGCACCUGUGGGGUCCUCGGGAGUUGCCAGCGUGAGGAAGAGCUCCACCCUACCAUCUGGAGCUACCUGCAGGAACUACAGUCCGACACCCCCUCGCUGUGGUGUCAGGAGCCCGGCAGGAAGUGUGAAGGACAGUCCAUGUAAGACCCCCAAAAUGCGUCCAUCCUCAUCAGCGUCGUCCUGUACAAGCACACAAGAAGGGAGUAGCAGAUCCAAGGAGGAACCUGUGGCUUUCGGCAUGAGGCGAGUGACACACAGCAAAGUGACUAUGCAGAUCUAUCUGAGCCCCCACGCAAGAAAGACUGGGUCUUCUGAGACCAUUGCAACAUCUGCCCCCACGGUGCCUGCAGCGGGUGGCAGUGGUGGGUCGGGGGGGACCCAGCAGGCAAGGGGCGCGACCAAAUCCGAUGCAAGGAGGAAGAGCCCGUCUUUCAUGUUGAACCUCCAGAAGACCUCCUCCAGUGCCACCAGUCAAAAGAACACACAGCAGGAUGCUAACAAACACAAAAGCCCUAUCAAGUCCCCCAGCCAGUACUUUCAGAUUUGUUACUGACCAGCUAGAAACAAUGCCUCCAUGAUGUUGUCACAUUACCUGCUGAUCUUGAUUGUUUUGGACAACUUUUAGCUUUCCUAUUGACUUAAUGGAUUUCUGCAAAUAGAGACGUAUAGAACAUAGCGGUUGGUCUAAUAGUGAGUCUUGUGGAACACCACUGUUCAAUGCAAAAAGUUCAUUUUGAAACAUACUUUAAAAACGAAACCCACCACCUUGUUGGAAUCCAUCAUUAAAAUAGUGUCAUCUCGUGAACUAUAAUUUCUAUGAUCCACAGCAACUGCUUUUAGUAAGCCUGUUUUUUAGAGCCAUGGCCACUAUUUGACGAAACAUGUUAAUUUACCAUAGUUUUAAAUAGGUUGGUCGUUUCUGUUGUUUGUAGUAGUACUUCCACAAUGUGUAUUGCAAACACAUACAGGACAGAAUGUACUAGAAUGUAAGGUUAUGUGUUAGAAAAUAAAAUAAUAAUAAACUACCUUGUGCUGU